Messenger RNA from Synchiropus splendidus (mandarinfish), 2371 nucleotides. It is a transcript of the gene chadla, whose product is annotated as chondroadherin-like a. Gene Ontology annotation, cellular component: membrane; extracellular matrix. NCBI's taxonomy places the organism in Eukaryota, Metazoa, Chordata, Actinopteri, Syngnathiformes, Callionymidae. The record is from RefSeq and is a predicted model, not a curated record. Gene Ontology annotation, molecular function: protein binding; transmembrane signaling receptor activity. Gene Ontology annotation, biological process: immune response; toll-like receptor signaling pathway. The transcript has 10 exons. The coding region runs from base 22 to 2328 and encodes 768 amino acids.
GUUUUAUCAAGCCUCCUGCAGAUGGCUCUCCUGGCUCUCCUGGUUCUCGUGGCCACUUCUGUCCUGACAGUCCCGGUGGAGACCAGCAAGUGUCCGUCAGUCUGCAGCUGCGACAGCAAGACUCUCUCGGUCUCCUGCGUCGGCAGGAAUCUCAAGCAGGUUCCUCCAACGAUCGAUGAGAUCACAGUCAAACUGGACCUGAGGAACAAUGCUCUGGAGCAGCUGCCCAGGGGGGCCUUCCUCCACACGCCGUACCUGACUCACCUGAACCUGCAGCGCUGCAACAUCAUGAGCGUGAAGGAGGGAGCCUUCCGAGCGCUGGGCCGCCUGGUCUCGCUCAACCUGGCCUUCAACAAAAUCCACAUCCUCUUCCAGGAGUCCUUUGACGGCCUCUCGGCACUGAAGGAGCUGAAUCUGGAGCACAACCGUCUGGAGGAGAUCCAGCCAGGAGCCUUCAUGCAGCUGGGCUCCCUGAACCUGCUGGUUCUGACCCACAAUCAGCUGGUCUACAUUCCCAACAUGGCGUUCCAGGGUCUUCACAACAUCAAGUGGCUGCAUCUCAGUCACAACUCCAUCAACAACUUGGCGGCGGAGGCCUUCGCCAGCCUCUUUGCGCUGGCCCGCCUCAGUUUGGACCACAAUGAGCUACAGUUCUUCCCAGUCCAGGCCAUGAACAGGCUGCGGGAGGUGACUCGGCUGGAGCUCAGCCACAACCCUAUGAUCUACCUGGGUGAGGAGUCCAUCAUCAUGCCGAAGCUCACACAUCUCCACCUGGACCACAUGUCUCUCCAGGAUCUGUCCCAGCAGGCCUUCUCCGGGGCCCCACUCCUCUCCGUACUGGACCUCAGUUACAAUCAGCUGCGUCACCUGGAGCCACUCUCUGGCCCGAAGGAGCUGAGCUCGCUGGACCUGACCGGGAACCCUGUCUACUGUAACUGCUACUUGCGACCUCUGAGGAACUGGGCCAGAACCCGUGGUGUGAAGCUGCAGGGGGUGUGUUCCGGGCCGCCCCACCUGGCCGAUGAGCCUCUGGGCAUGGUUGCUGCUGUGGACCUGCGCUGCCGCAGCAGAGGAGGAGAGAUGAAGGAGGAAGAAGAGGAGGAGGGGACCGCAGGGCGCAGUGCUCCCAGGCCCACGGCCAAGCCCAUCAUCAAGUGUCCAGCCAGGUGCCAGUGUGACGUGGAAGGGCAACACGCCACCUGUGAAGGUCGCGGCCACACCAAGGUCCCUCGUGGUUUCCCUGCCAAAACUCAGCUGCUGGACCUGCGGAGCAACUCCUUCCAUCACCUGCCCAGUGACACCUUCAAAGGAGCCGCCAAAGUCCUGUCCCUUCAUCUGGAGAACUGCAGCAUCCAGGAGGUGGAGAGUGGUGCGUUCCAGGGCAUGAAGCACUUGUACUACCUCUACCUGUCGGACAACCUGCUGACCUUCCUGGAGGCCGGAGCCUUCGCAGGAGCGCCGCAGCUCACCUACCUGCACCUGGAGGGGAACCGGCUGACCCAGGUCCCGGGUCCAGCUCUGAGCCAGCUGCCCAGCUUGUUUGUCCUGCACCUGGAGCGAAACAACAUCUCCACUCUGCAGCCCAGCGGCCUGAUGACCUCCAUGAUGCCUGAGCUCAGAGAGCUUUACCUGAGUAACAACUCCCUGAUGGCCAUCACCGACGGCUCUCUGGACUCCGCCUUCCUCAGGACCCUGCAUCUGGCCUGGAACCGGCUGAACCAGGUCCCGACCCGGGCUCUGUCCAAGACCCCCAAUCUGGAGGAGCUGGACCUCUCGCAGAACCCAGUGGAUGUGGUGGGCCCAGGUGCUUUCCUGCCCAUCUCCCAGAGCCUGAAGAGGCUUCAUAUGGACCACAUGAACAUGAGGAAGCUUUCCAGGGAUGCUCUGUCGGGCCUGGGCUCCGCUCUACGAGCCUUGACUGUGAGAGGAAACCAGCUGGAGGAGCUUCCUGAUCUGAGACCCCUCAAACAUCUGGAGGUGCUGGACCUGGAGGAGAACCCUUUACGUUGUGACUGCAGUCUGAUGCCGCUGCACAGGUGGAUGGAGAACGUCAGCUUGGAGGUGAGCGCGACCUGCGGCCACCCUCCGGAGCUGCAAGGUCACUUGCUCAAGGACGUCCAAGUCUUCAAGUCCUGCCCGGAACACAGCCCACUGUCCCAGGAGGUCAAAGUUCAAGGUCCACCACAAGCAAGAGGAAAAACAAAAGUGUCCAAAGCGACAAAGCCGAGAAGCAAAGCAGGCAACAAGCCUGUCCAGAGGAAACCGGCGGCACCACGAAUGACAAAGAAGAAGACGGCGGUGUCGAAGAGAGACGUGGCAUUUAACUGAACAUCGUGUGAUGUGGACGGAAGCUACGCAAGGCUCUUCGAUA